AUGAGUACACCGCCGCGACACUUCAACACCCUGGAACGGGUCACCAGUGCCAGCAGUCGAGUUUUCGCCCAUUCCUUUUCUGAUGCCUCUCCAAUUGCGCAGGCCUCCAUUGCCAGGGACCUUGAGGAGGAUACCGAUUCCGAAGCUGCCGAGUCAGAAUCGGAUUCCGAAAGCUCGACCUUGAGACCCUCAACUUCCGCUCCUGGCGCUGCAAGUGCCUAUUCAUAUAUCGGCUCCUACCGGCGCCCCAGCUUUUCCGGCGCGGGGAAUAGAGCCACUUGUCUCCCCCGUCCCUUUAAGGACCAUGACAAACUGUCCAAGCAAGAAAGAUCUCGCGCCUUGGAAGAAGAGCGGAGCUUACUGCGGGAUAAUAACAUUAUCCCACCCAAGCACCCUCAAGCGGAAGAACCCAGGAGGAAAAGCAUCUUCUCAAACUACUUGGGUAUACCGGGCGGCGACCGCAAGGUCUCCCAAGAUGAUGCUGCAGCAUUGGAGGACGGGACAGGCCUACCUUCUGAAGUCUCGCCUUUGCUGGGCGAUACAGGUCUCCCGUACGGCGGCCAUGGCGACCGCCAGAAUGUCGAGGCCAAGUGGGAAGAAGCUGUGGCUGCUGGUAUGAUCCAUACCACAUGGCAGCGUGAAACAAAGGUCAUCGCUGGCUAUGCUGCUCCCCUCAUGGUCACCUUCGUUCUCCAAUACUCUCUGACCGUUGCAAGUAUCUUCACCGUUGGCCAUAUCGGCAAGGUCGAAUUGGGCGCUGUCAGUCUGGCCUCUAUGUCUGCCAAUAUUACCGGCUACGCCAUCUACCAGGGGCUAGCUACAUCCCUGGAUACACUGUGUGCCCAAGCAUAUGGCUCUGGUCGUAAGAAGCUUGUGGGCCUUCAAAUGCAACGCAUGAUCUACUUCCUUUGGGCGAUAACGAUCCCCAUUGGCAUUGUAUGGCUGCUGGCCGACAAGAUCCUUCUUGCGCUCGUCCCCGAGCCUGAAGUCGCCCGAUUGGCUGGCUUGUACCUCAAAGUCGUUCUCGUUGGCGCACCAGGUUACGCCGCGUUCGAAGCGGGCAAACGCUUUGUCCAAGCUCAGGGCCUUUUCUCCGCAUCACUAUACGUCCUCCUCUUCUGCUCACCAUUCAAUGCGUUCAUGAACUGGUUGUUCGUCUGGAAACUCAAUAUGGGCUUCGUGGGCGCCCCCAUUGCAGUAGCCAUCACGGACAACCUCCUUCCCCUGGGUCUAUUCAUCUAUGUGCGUUUCUUCUCCCGGACCGGCCUGUCGUGCUGGAACGGCUUCACCAAGAAAGCAUUCCAGAACUGGGGGCCCAUGGUCAAACUUGCCCUACCGGGAGUCAUCAUGAUUGAGGCGGAAUGCCUGGCCUUUGAAGUCCUAACCUUCGCGGCCAGCUAUUUCGGCACAACCGUGCUAGCCGCACAGUCCGUACUGGCUACACUAACCUCCCUGACCUUCCAGAUUCCCUUCCCACUCAGCAUUGCAGGGUCCACACGAGUAGCGAAUCUGAUCGGUGCAACGCUCGUGGACGCCGCCAAAGUCAGCACGCGAGUGACGUUCAUCGCGGCCAUUGGAGUGGGCAUACUGAACGUGACACUGCUAUCCAGCCUGAAAGACUACAUCCCGCGGUUGUUCACGUCGGACCCGGAAGUCGUGGAGAUCGUGUCGGCGAUCCUACCACUGUGCGCAGCGUUCCAACUCUUCGACGCACUUGCCGCCGUGUGCAACGGCAUCCUACGAGGCCUCGGCCGCCAGGAGUUCGGAGGCUAUGUUCAACUCUUCUGCUACUAUGUAUUCGCCAUGCCCAUUAGCUUUGGCACCGCCUUCGGCCUUGGCUGGGGCCUGUGGGGUCUCUGGACCGGUGUUGCCCUGGCUCUUGGCCUCGUCGCUCUCAUCGAGUUCAUCUACCUUGGCAGGACUGACUGGCAGCGCAGUGUUGACGAAGCUAAUGCUAGGAAUGCCGAUGGUGGCUAG
Exophiala aquamarina CBS 119918 is the source of this 1977-nucleotide messenger RNA. RefSeq lists its product as uncharacterized. Bases 1 to 1977 code for a protein of 658 amino acids. Gene Ontology annotation, molecular function: xenobiotic transmembrane transporter activity; antiporter activity. The record is from RefSeq and is a predicted model, not a curated record. The transcript has a single exon. Gene Ontology annotation, biological process: xenobiotic detoxification by transmembrane export across the plasma membrane. NCBI's taxonomy places the organism in Eukaryota, Fungi, Ascomycota, Eurotiomycetes, Chaetothyriales, Herpotrichiellaceae. Gene Ontology annotation, cellular component: membrane.